Oppiella nova is the source of this 461-nucleotide messenger RNA. The record is from the annotation of a GenBank genome assembly. NCBI's taxonomy places the organism in Eukaryota, Metazoa, Arthropoda, Arachnida, Sarcoptiformes, Oppiidae.
UCCGGCCGCCGACCUCUGCAAUCAGGUCUAACUCAGAGCCCUCAGCUAAUAGACCCCGAUCUACACCCCCGGAAGGUAUGACCGAUGGAGAGGACGGAGCAGUCCCCCCCUCGUCGUCCAUCUCAUCGCUAUCAUCGGUGGGCAGUCAGGGCUCUGUCGUGGAGAAGCGAUUCGCUCAGUCCAGACAGGAAUUGCUGGAACAACGACAUCAGGAGUUGCUUAAGAAACAAAGACAACUACAGGAACAGUACACACGACUGCAACAGUUGAGUAGAGGACAGAUACCGCGCGGUCUACUCAACGACCUCAAGAAGACCGGAUCCGAGAGUAAUAUCGUGUCGAAGGCCUCAUUCAACAUGAGUGCAGUUCACGGCUCGCUCCGGGAUUUGGCCCACAAGACAGUGGCGCACAAUGGCGUCACGGAUGCCAACAAUCAAAAGAUCUUCGAAACCGAUAUACUC